AUGGGGACGCCUGGUGGCUGGUACCCGCGUGGUCCACGGACAGGCACGAACGCGAAGGCAUGGUUCGAACGUAUGAACGCGGAAUUACUUUCACUGAACCAUGAAGCAGCAAAAUACGGAUGGGAUUUAAGCACACAGCCACAGGGCCGUGGGGAAUUCACGCUCGAAAGCAUGGUCCAAUUAGCUCAACGAAGGUCCGCCUGGUUACAGGACACCUGCGACGAGGGCGCCCUCUAUCGGCAGCACGGUUGGCCGUACGAUCGCGCGUACUAUCUCCUGUGCCGAGGGCCACGCUACACCUCCGAGGAACUGAGCCAAAUGGCACGGUUGUUUUCCAUCAUCCAACGCAUCUACACGGAGUCUGAGGUUUGUCUGCCAACGAAUUGUGAGCUUCCGGUCGAGGAUGACGGCAGUGCACUGUGGAGUCAGACAUUUGUGCGGUAUCCAUGGCUUAGCACCGUUGUACACCUAAAUCUCGCCUCGGUAGCACCGGUUCCAGCGCAAGUAAUCUAUCAGAACCUGAAGCUGGAUAUACCGGAACAGUUGGAAUGUUUCACCGGAGAACCGGAUUUGGAGCGUCUCAUGCUCUCCGACGGCAUAGACCGGGUGUGUGGCGGUCAGUUGCAAAACGAGGCGGUUCUUCGCUGGGCAUGGGAAUCCUGGCGAAUGGUGGCUGGGCCUCCGAUGCGCAAGAAGUACGGACAACUCAUCGAUCUCAUGAACAACGGUUGUCUGCGGGGAGCGAGUCACCAGGAUGCGGGUGAGUGCUGGCGGGAAGAGCUAGAAAUUGCCGACCUCCGCACGGUGGUCGAUCGUUUGUGGCUCGAAGUUAAACCACUGUACCAGAAGCUGCACGCCGUGGUGCGCCAUUUCGUGCGCCGGAAGUACCCCACGGAAGCAUCCGCCAUUGAUGGUGAUGGUCUUAUUCCUGCGCACCUUGUCGGUGGAAUGUGGAGCCAGUCUUGGGUUGGUUUUAGUCACGAUAUCAUCCCACAUCCGGUGGACAUCGAUCAAGCGUUCGCACGGACCAACUGGACCUCGAUGGAUCUUGUGCGGCGUGCGGAGGAUCUGUACGCUUCCGUCGGGUUGCCACGCAUGCCGGGUGAGUUCUGGAACAACAGCCUAAUCGGCAACACCAGCAGCAUGGGUAAAUGCCACGGAACAGCGGCCAAUAUGUUUGCGGAUGAUGCGUCCGAUUUGCGAAUGAUCGUGUGUCCUCGCACGGAAGCGGUGGCUCAAGAUUUUUACGUGACGGUUCACGAGAUGGGACACAUCGUGUACUACAUGGAGACCGCCAAGCUGCCCACCAUAUUCCGCGACGGUACGACGGCUGCAUUUCAGGAAGCGUUCGGUGAUGCCAUGUAUCUUGGUGCCGUAACACCACAACAUCUCGUCCGGCUUGGGUUGCUUGACUCGGAGCACAUGGCACCGGAAGCAAAGACGGGAUCUUCGUUGAAUUCCUUCGAUUACGCGUUCCUGUUGCGCAUGGCAUUGGGGAAAAUUCCUUCCAUUCCCUUCGAGUACCUCAUGGACCGGUACCGUUGGGAUUUGUUCGAUGGCAGCGUUGACUACUCGAGCGAGGCUAAUAGCUAUUUCUGGCGUUUGCUGCAACAACAGCAAGGCAUUCGGGCUCCUUCCUCGGUACGAUCGCGGACUCCAUUUUUCGAUGCCGGCGCUGUGUACCAUCUUUCCGAUAAUACACCUUUCGUGCGCUAUUUUCUGGCAAGUCUCCUGAGCUAUCAGAUUUACGAGGGUUUGUGUCAGAGCACGCUGUACGGCACAGUCAGCAGCGUGACCAACGAAAUCCCGAUGCCAUUGCAUAGGUGUGAUUUGUAUGGCUCGAAAAAGGCUGGCAAGCUUCUGAAGAAAUCCCUGGAACUCGGUGCAUCCGUACACUGGACCGUCGUGCUGGAGGCGCUCACUGGAGACGUGGAGAUUUCGGCAAACAGUCUGCUCAAGUACUAUCAACCGUUGAGCGAUUACCUAGAUGGUUUCAUCCAACGCCACCAGCUCAUCAUCGGUUGGGAACACUAACGGAAAUACCGAAUUUACACCACCCUCGGGACGGUUUUGCUACGACGAAAGAAACCUAUAUCGCACACCCGGAAACUGGUUGACAAUUUGAACCGGUAUUUAUUAUUCACCAAUUUUAACUCCCUUACUUUGUACGUCAGUGCGCGUAGUCCUUUUACACUUUGGGUAACAAAUUAUAAUGCGCGCAGCUCCAGCACAUAAGCAUAGCCUCACAAUAAUAUUUGC
Molecule: messenger RNA, 2259 nt
Organism: Anopheles nili
Lineage: Eukaryota; Metazoa; Arthropoda; Insecta; Diptera; Culicidae
Product: angiotensin-converting enzyme-like
Exons: 3
Coding region: 1-2034 (677 amino acids)
Biological process (GO): proteolysis
Cellular component (GO): plasma membrane
Molecular function (GO): peptidyl-dipeptidase activity; metallopeptidase activity
Source: RefSeq, a predicted model, not a curated record